AUGGAUAAAUUUUUAAAGAGAAAGGCGACGUCACCAUGUCGCACCGAUGCUCGACGGAUAAGUAAAGCAACUUCUGAUAACAAAGAGAACCACGCUAGUGAGCGAAGUCUUCCAGAAGAUACUGUUGGCAAUCUGGAAGCAACUAGCCGUCUUUUCAGUUUGGCUGGAUUGGAUGUUCAGGGUGAAAUACAGCAAAUUGCUUUUUCUCCUUCCUUUGCUUCUGGUGACUUUAGACUGGUAGAAGUUACUCCUGCCCUCGCGGACGAGAUUGUUGCUGGUACUAGUGAAUUGGUCUUCCGAGGUCGGCUUGAUGAUUUUCCAGUUCUUUGUACCAAGAAUAAAACUUACUCAGUAGUAGAAGCUGAAACUUCAAAUACUUUAUUGUUGCUUCCAGAGCUUAAUUUUUCUCAAGAGGCUUCAGAGGGGGAAAAGCGGUUGAAAUUAAGGCAGGUACAGGCCAUGGAAACGAGGUAUUUAGAAUUGGCUGAAGUAAAAUCGGUUUUUACGGGCAAACUCAAAGAAUUGUUACACGAAAACGAAUUUGAAUGGACUAAGUCAGAAAAUAUGGAGCAAGUUGAGAAAAACUGGUUAGCGUUUUGCCUUAAGUGGAAAAUGGCAGCAUUUCAAUCUUUUAAUUUCUCAGAAAAAUUUAACGUUAACACAAUUUUUAGCUACACUUUCUCUGAUUUGUUGAACAUCAUUCAGAUGAGCGAAUGCGAGCUUAAAGACGCUCUUGAACGCUUGCCUGUCAUAGAACAUAACGGUGGUUGUAUUAUUUUUGCUCUCAAUUGUAGAAGUUUUUUACGCUUCCUGUCAUCAGAGUUUCGAGACAGACUCUUGACAGAGUUAAUAGAACUUUUGGAUGACGACGAUGAAGCUGACAUUUCACUCAGUUCUGUUGGCGUGCUAGCAUUUUACAACGCUUUAAGAAGUAGAGAACCAGACCGAAUAAUACCAAUGGAGGCGGUGAAAUGGUUUGUUAGAAGUCACUGUAACGUAGUGGAAAAAGAUGGUAAUGAGGUAUAUACGAUAGAUGAGCGUGCUAUUUGUCGUUCAAAGGCAUCACAGCUUCUUCGUGCAGCUGUCCGAUUUGAGCUCACUAAUUUUGAGAACCUAAUGAAGCAAUUACUUCCUGAAGGGGUUGAACUAAAGAGCGAAUAUUUGGAAGGUUUGACGUUAGUGGAUGAAGAGCUGACAAGAGGGAAGACAAUUCGUUAUUUAAAUGUAGAGGAGCUUCCAGAAAAUGAAAUGGAAAGGUUAGAAUUACUAUUUUCGUUGCGUCAGAAAUGGAACUUUGACGAUAUCAAGCCGUUCCUAUCCGACAUUUGCGGGAACUCGAGGGAGAUGGAAGAAUUGUUGAACAGAAGAUGUCGUUUAGGAACUGUAAAUAGUGAAAGGAUUAUUUUUGGGUUAAAAUAA
Messenger RNA from Enterobius vermicularis (human pinworm), 1419 nucleotides. The record is from the annotation of a GenBank genome assembly. NCBI's taxonomy places the organism in Eukaryota, Metazoa, Nematoda, Chromadorea, Rhabditida, Oxyuridae.